AUGAAGGACGGCGGCGGGAGGCAGCAGUGGCCGUGCGACUACUGCGGGGACGCGGCGGCGGCGCUGCACUGCCGGGCGGACGCGGCGAGGCUCUGCGUCGCCUGCGACCGCCACGUGCACGCCGCCAACGCGCUCUCGCGGAAGCACGUGCGCGCGCCGCUCUGCGCCGGCUGCGCAGCGCGCCCGGCCGCCGCGCGCGUCGCGGCCGCAGGCGAGGCCGACCCGGCGUUCCUCUGCGCGGACUGCGACCCCGGGUGCGAGGCCGCGGCGCGGGUCCCCGUCGAGGGCUUCUCCGGCUGCCCCGCGGCCCACGAGCUCGCCGCCUCCUGGGGCCUCGACCUCCUCCUCCCCGGCGGCGCCGUCGCCGCGGCCGCCGGAUGCGGGUUCGGCACCGGAAACGUCCACGACGACGAGGACGCCUUCUUCUUCUCCAACCUCGACUACUCCAUGCUGGUGGACCCGGAGAUGCGGGACCUCUACGUGCCCUGCAACCCGCCGGAGGCGGUGGCCGCCGCGGGGGCUGGCGGCCGGCCUCUCAAGGGGGAGGCUUUGUGCCAGCAGCUCGCGGAGAUGGCGCGGCGCGAGACCGAUGCGUCGCCGCAGCCGCAGCCGCAGCCGCAGGGGUACUCGGAUCUGAGCCCCCGCACGCCUCGCCGCUCCUCCACCGGCCGCUUGGCCGACAAGCAGCCGCUGCCUCCUGCUCCCGAGGCGCCCUCGCCCUACACGUCCCUGCUCAUGAUGCCGCCCGCCAACUGCGCCGAGCUCAUCGGCAAGGAUGAAGACGAACCUUCCCUACAGUGGGAGUUCACCGCGCCCUCACCAGUGCCACCCACCCAGAUAUGGGAUUUCAACUUAGGAAGAUCAAGGAACCACAAUGAGAACUCUGCACUCGAAAUUGGAUUUGGUUCAAACAGUGGAGGCUUUAUGAUAAAAAGUUACAAUGACAUGCUCAAGGAAAUUUCUUCAGGGACAACGAAAGAUCUGGAAGAUAUUUACGACUCAGGAUACUGUGCAGCUGCUGAAGAUAUCAUGUCAACAAAUAUCUGCCAGCUGCCAUCGAAAAAUACGAGCACAGCAAGCAACAAGCGAUUGAAGGUUAGCUCAUGCACCUCGACGAAUGACGGACCAACAACCUCUGGGAGCCACGUGCCUACAUCAGGACCCUUGGUGAGCUCUUCCCAUGACAAAGGAGCAGCUCCCAGUAGGGAGAUCUCCUUUGGUGAUCAAACCAUCGUCCCAAUUGGAGCUGAGAGGCCUACCACAAGGAUGGACAGCGAGACACUCGCGCUGAACAGGGAUAACGCGAUGCAGCGGUACAAAGAGAAGAGGAAGAAUCGCAGGUAUGAGAAGCACAUCCGGUACGAGUCCCGGAAGCUUAGGGCGGACACACGGAAGCGGGUGAAAGGUCGUUUUGUCAAGUCGAAUGAAGCGCUCAAUGCCAGCAGUAAUGGUGGAUGACCCCCUCCUUCCUCGCCCUCUGAGCAUGA
Molecule: messenger RNA, 1487 nt
Organism: Lolium rigidum
Lineage: Eukaryota; Viridiplantae; Streptophyta; Magnoliopsida; Poales; Poaceae
Product: zinc finger protein CONSTANS-LIKE 14-like
Exons: 4
Coding region: 1-1458 (485 amino acids)
Molecular function (GO): zinc ion binding; protein binding
Source: RefSeq, a predicted model, not a curated record